This is a messenger RNA of Ichthyophthirius multifiliis, 1350 nucleotides long. Its product is annotated as ribosomal protein, putative. The record is from RefSeq and is a predicted model, not a curated record. Lineage: Eukaryota; Ciliophora; Oligohymenophorea; Hymenostomatida. Gene Ontology annotation, molecular function: RNA binding; structural constituent of ribosome. Gene Ontology annotation, cellular component: cytosolic large ribosomal subunit; ribosome. The transcript has 2 exons. Gene Ontology annotation, biological process: ribosomal large subunit assembly; translation.
UAUUUUAAAGAAAAAAAAAAUUAAAGAAAAAAAAUAAUAUCAAAAAUAAAAAUGUCCCAUCGUAAAUUCGAAGCCCCCAGAAGAGGUUCCUUAGGAUUCAGACCUAGAAGAAGAACUAGACAUCACAGAGGUAGAUGCAGAGCUUUUCCCAGAGAUGAUGCUUCCAAGAAAUCCCACUUGACCGCCUUCACCGGAUUCAAGGCAGGUAUGACCCACAUAUUAAGAGAUGUUGAAAGACCUGGUUCUAAAAACCACAAGAAGGAAGUAGUUGAAGCCGUUACCGUUAUUGAAUGUCCUCCUAUGACUGUUGUAGGUUUAGUUGGUUAUAUUAAUACUCCUAGAGGUUUAAGAGCUUUAUGUACUGUCUGGACUAAAACUUUAGAUAAGAACACUAAAAGAAGAUUCUAUAAAAACUGGACUAAUUCCAAGAAAAAAGCCUUCACUAAACACGAGACUAAUUUCAAUUAAAAAGAAUAAGAUAUCCUUAUUAAUAGAAUCAAAAAAUACUGCACUGUAGUUAGAGUUAUUGCCCAUACCAAUAUGAACAAACUUAAUUUCAGAUAAAAGAAAAACCACAUUUUGGAAAUCUAAGUUAAUGGUGGCACAGUUGCUUAAAAAGUUGAAUUCGCUAAAGGUUUAUUCGAAAAAGAAGUUACAGUCGAUUAAUUAUUCUAAGAAAAUGAAAUGAUUGACGUUAUUGGUGUAACUAAAGGUAAAGGAUUUGCCGGCGUCGUUAAAAGAUUUGGUGUAAAACACUUAUAAAAAAAAACACACAGAGGUUACAGAAAAGUAGGUUGUAUUGGAGCUUGGCAUCCUUCCAGAAUUAGAUUCACAGUAGCCAGAGCUGGUUAAUUAGGAUAUCACCACAGAACUGAAAUUAAUAAAAAAGUCUACAGAGUAGGAAAAGGAGAUUAAAAAAAUAACGCUUCUACAUAAGGAGAUCUUACUGAUAAAUAAAUCACUCCUUUGGGAGGUUUCCCUCACUAUGGUGUCGUUAAAAACGAUUUCAUUAUGAUUAAAGGAUGUUGCGUUGGACCCAAGAAAAGACCUCUUGUACUUAGAAAGAGUUUACUUACUAACACUAAAGGAGCUGCUAAAGAAUAAAUCAAUCUUAAGUUUAUUGAUACUUCAUCCAAAUUAGGACAUGGUAGAUUCUAAACCUAAGAUGAAAAAGCUAAAUUCUACGGAAGAUUAGAAGAAAAGGCUGUUGCUAAAUGAUUUAAACACGUUUAUAUAUAUUUUAAUAAGUAUAUUUUUGCAAGUUUAAUUUUUUUAAAAUAUUUAAAUUUAAAAUUACAUUUUUUUUUGUAAUUUAUAUAUAUUUAAAUAUAAAAAUAAGAAUAGAUUAUA